Messenger RNA from Penicillium brevicompactum, 801 nucleotides. RefSeq names its product alpha/beta fold hydrolase. Bases 1 to 801 code for a protein of 266 amino acids. The record is from RefSeq and is a predicted model, not a curated record. Lineage: Eukaryota; Fungi; Ascomycota; Eurotiomycetes; Eurotiales; Aspergillaceae. The transcript has a single exon.
AUGGCUGUCGAGUUCACCCACAUCCCCCUCAACGUUGAAGGCGUCAACCUCAACCUAUCAACAAUCCACAACUUUAAUUCAAGCCCACCAGUACUCUUCCUCCACGGUUUCGGCUCCAGCAAAGAAGACCUAGCUGACCUCACCAUCCAAACAUCACUGAAACACCACAGCUUUCUCGCCUACGAUGCCCCAGGUUGCGGUCACUCAGCAAGCGAUGACCUGUCUGUCAUAGAUAUUCCGUUCCUUGUGGCAACCGCCGAAGCCGUCCUCGCUCACUUCAAAAUUGAAAAAUUCCACCUGAUGGGCCACUCCAUGGGCGGCCUCACAGCCGUCAUCCUAGCAAGCCGUCAUCCAAACCGCGUCCUCAGCUUCGUGGACAUCAAAGGCAAUCUCGCACCCGAAGACUGCUUCCUCAGUCGACAAACCUUUAUGUUCCCAGCUGAUGACGAGGAAGCAUUUAUGGAUGCGUUUAUUGAGCGCACGCGGGCGUCGGGCUCUUUCGCUAAUGCCAUGUAUGCCAGUACGCUGCGGGCGCGAGUUAGGGCCGGAGCUGUUCGACCGAUUUUCACGUCCAUGGUUCAGUAUACUGAUCAUGGUGAUUUGAUGGAUAAAUUCCUCGCGUUGCCGUGUCCGCGUAUGUUCAUGUUCGGCGAAGAAAUGCGCGGACUGUCGUAUUUGCCGUUGUUGAAGAAGGAAGGGGUUGAGCUGGCUGAUAUUGUGGACUGUGGUCAUUUUCCCAUGUACUCCAACCCCGUGGAGAUGUAUCGUCGUAUUACAAUCUUUCUGAAUCGUUGUGGGUAG